This is a messenger RNA of Fulvia fulva, 1029 nucleotides long. Its product is annotated as Inositol polyphosphate multikinase. Gene Ontology annotation, molecular function: inositol-1,4,5,6-tetrakisphosphate 3-kinase activity; inositol hexakisphosphate kinase activity. The record is from RefSeq and is a predicted model, not a curated record. Gene Ontology annotation, biological process: inositol phosphate biosynthetic process; phosphatidylinositol phosphate biosynthetic process. The coding region runs from base 1 to 1029 and encodes 342 amino acids. Gene Ontology annotation, cellular component: nucleus; cytoplasm. The transcript has 2 exons. NCBI's taxonomy places the organism in Eukaryota, Fungi, Ascomycota, Dothideomycetes, Mycosphaerellales, Mycosphaerellaceae.
AUGGCUAGCGCUCGUCGGUCGUUACGCUUAACCAUGGCAGACACGAAACAGGUCGAUGCCUCGAAGCUGAAGGCUUUUGAGAAUGCAGCUGCGGGCCAUGAUGGCGUUAUGUCUGAUGAGUCUGGCUCUCUCAUUAUCAAGCCAUGCACCGAGAGCGAGAUUGCCUUCUACCAGGAAAGCUUGCAGCACCACCCGAAGUUCUACGAAUUGAUGCCGGAGUUCAUGGGAACACUGCAGCUCGGAGCUCCAGCCAAUAUUCCGGAUAUCACAGCUUCUUCAGAGCCAGCACGGGAACUUACGCAAGAACAAAAAGACCAGAAUCUCAAACACGGCCAAAAGAUCGCCAGCGAGACCGCCAUCGUCCUGGAGAAUCUCGAGCACGGCUUCAAACACCCCAACGUCCUUGAUCUCAAACUUGGAGCUCGGCUUUACGCCGAUGGCACCAAGCCUGAGAAAGCAGAACGCCUCGACAAAGUCGCCGCCGAAACUACAAGCGGCUCCCUCAACUUCCGCAUCGCCGGGAUGAAAGUUUGGAAUGGCAAGGACUUUGACACAUACGACAAAUUCUACGGCCGCAAAUUCAACAAAGACAACGUCAAAGACGGCUUCGCUACCUUCUUCAGUAGUCUUGGCGCAGCUGCUAAGCCCGACGAUGCACGAGAACUGCUGGAGACGAUCCUAGCGGAGAUCACGAAGGCGCGCCAUAGUCUGGAGAGGUCCGAGUCGAGAAUGUAUAGUGCGAGCUUGCUGAUUGUGUAUGAGGGGGAUAGUGAUGCGUUGAAUGUGCUUUGGGGUCAUCCGCCGAAGACGCCGAGGACGGAUGAGAGGGCGCCGACGAAUUUUGAGAUUAAGAAGAGUGAAGAGGAGGGGGAGGAAGAUGAGGAGGAGCCGCCGAUUACGCAUUGUGUCAAGAUGAUUGAUUUUGCUCAUGCUGCUUGGACGCCGGGAUCUGGACCUGAUGAGAAUGUCAUCAAAGGUUUGAAGAAUAUUGAGGACCAGAUCGAUCUGCUCAUCGCUCGUUUCGAAUAG